Messenger RNA from Parastagonospora nodorum SN15, 1382 nucleotides. RefSeq lists its product as hypothetical. The transcript is spliced from 3 exons. The record is from RefSeq and is a predicted model, not a curated record. NCBI's taxonomy places the organism in Eukaryota, Fungi, Ascomycota, Dothideomycetes, Pleosporales, Phaeosphaeriaceae. Bases 1 to 1161 code for a protein of 386 amino acids. Gene Ontology annotation, cellular component: cytoplasm.
AUGGAGCGGGCACAACAUGCACUCAUCGAUCCCUUGAUCGAGCCGGAUCCAUCCGACGAGACCGGACUAAACACUCACUUCCGCUCUACUUUUGCGCCCCAGGAACCCAUCACACCACCUGGAGCCGAGGCCAUCUCCAAGAAGCAGCCAACCGUCAGCGUGCACCACACCGGCAGCUCUGUCGAGACCAACCCAUACCGCCGCUCGCGAGCUUCAUCUGAUGCGAAGAAUCCCUUCGGCGACCAUCAUGUAACGGGCUCACCAAGCAGAAGGAGGUAUGACUACCCGUCCCCUCCCAACUCUGCUAGCCCACGUCGUGAGCAUUUCCCAUCCACAAACCACCGCUCGCAAGCCCUCGGAUCCUUGAACGACACCAGGCCACGACGAUCGAGCAACCCGGCACCAGUCCAACCGAGGAGUGGCAGACCGGCACGCAGUGGCUCACUUAGGGAGCGAUACCCUGGAGACAUGUCCCACAGGCCACUUGAUGCACUCCGUAAAGAUGAAAAGACUGCUCACCGUGCCCCUCAUCUUAGAAAGAAGAACUUCCCGGGAGCUGAUGUCAUCGACCGUCUCGACGCAGCCGGCUUCGCUCGUUAUCACCACGAAGGCCCGUACGAUGCUGCGAGCAUUGCACGCAACAAGCACAUCAAAUACGCACCCAUUGAGGCGGUCCGUGAGUCGAACGAGGAGGCAUUGAGAGCCACACCACGGGAAAAUAUUGCGGAUGCCGUUUCGAAGCACCGCCCACUUGAAGGAGUUGCUAACAUUCCUCCUGGUAUGCCCGAUCGUUUUGGUCGCGUUCUCAAUUAUGAGGAGGGAGCCGAUCUUCAACGCGAACCCGGAGGUGACUACAGGCGUUGGCCUGGCCAGGAGUACCACCCAGAUGAUCUGAAAGGCAAAGGUGAACCGUCCUACACCAUUGAGAAGGCUUUGAAGGAACACAAGGCCUUGGGUGACUCUGGCACCGAGAUGAAGACACGACACCGCCACAGCAAGUCCGUUGGCCAUGACCAAGCCUCUGGUCUUCUAUCACCUGAGCCAGCCAACGCCGAAGCUUCUGGCAUCGGACGCAGUAACACCACGGGCAAGGGUGUGGGCUCGUCCCUGAAGAAGCGUUUCGGCAGCAUCCGUCGUCGCAAGCAGGAGGCUGAGGCCUAGAAAUUCCGACCUCCCUGGCUUCGGCGCAUGAACUCGUUUGACAGCGACUACUAUUAGAUUGUACACACAACAUACGCAUAUAAACUCAACACACAACGACGUUUCCUUUUGUCACGCCUUGGGAUUUGGCAGAUGUUGUUCUGCCCGAUAAAUGCUAGUUUGAACAUGCAACUAAGUUGCAUCCAGUAGUGAAUAACGAAUAACGAAUCUUCAAUAUUGAA